UGGAGAAUAGAGUGAGACAGAAGGAGCAAAAGUCGGUGCUUUUUUUCCAUCCUUUGCUCCCUCACUCCUUUCCUCCCAGUCACUCCAAGUUGAGAACAACAGAUAGGAUGCUGUUCCUCAGCUCCUUAUCCACUACCUUCCUGCUUCUUCUUCUCUAUCCCUCUGAGCUGCCUGCACAAGAGGUGAAGGUGCGGCUUGCAGGUACAGGCCAACGCAAUGCCAACGAAGGGCGUCUGGAGGUGUUCUACAAUGGCGUGUGGGGCACAGUGUGUGACGACCAGGUGGAUCUGAACCUGGCAAAUGUGGUGUGCAAACAGCUAGGCUUUCAGCGCAGUUUUACCUGGGCGCACAGUAGCAAGUUUGGUCAGGGACAAGGUCAGAUCUGGUUGGACAAUGUGAACUGCAGAGGCCAUGAGAGCUCCAUUGCAGAAUGCGGCUCCAAUGGCUGGGGAGUCCAUGACUGCACCCAUGCUGAGGACCUGGGCAUCAUUUGUAGCCCAGAAAGAAUCCAAGGUGCCCCAGGAGGGGAGGCCCCUUCCUCAUCCAGACAAGAGCAGAGACAACCAAGAAUGAGAACCCCGCAGCAGCCAGCUCCAUCGUCGGUCUCAACUUCUCAGAGUCGAGGCCAUGAGAUCGCCCUCCACCGUAACCCGCCAUCUUCACGUCGCAAUAGGAUCUCACCGCAGGAGAACGGCCACGAGAUACAGAUCCCACGAAGGUAUAGAGGGCCAACACAUCAACAGGGGCAGCAGGUAUCAUCGCAGCCAGCAGCCAGCACCACCCAAAGGCAGGAGGAGACACCAAGAAGAGAACCACCUGCGUCGAGGCGCCAGUCCGAGAGACAGUCAAAUAGGCAGACUAAUUCCCCGCCCCAGUCCGAGAGGAAUCAGCCAUACAGUGGGAACCAUAUCGAACCAGAGCCUGUUUAUCCAGAUGUGGGACUGGAGACGGACACACAGUACAUCCAGAGUGCUGAAAGCAUUCAGCUGACCGAAGCCCGUCUACGGCCCGUGCUAUCCGGCAGCCGUGGUGGUCUGGUGACAGAGGGAGUGCUGGAAGUGAAGCACUCUGGGAAAUGGCGUCAUGUGUGCAGUCACGGCUGGGACCUCAGCAGCAGCCGUGUCGUCUGCGGCAUGUUGGGAUUCCCUUCUGCCGAGACGUUUGAUCAAAACGCCUACAGGAAACUGUGGGACUCCAAACUAGCAGAUCCAUCAUCCAGAUUGAAGACUCAGAUCACCAAGAAGGCCUACUGGGUGGAGAGGGUGCAGUGUCAGGGAAUGGAGGUCUCCUUGUCCCAGUGCCAGGCCCAGGUGUCCCUCCGCAGGAGGGAUAGUCCAUGCGCAGGGGGAAUGCACGCUGUCGUCCGCUGUGUCCCUGGACCGCAGUUUGUGCGCAACGGCCGAAGACAUACAACACACACCGUGUCGAGCAACGUGCGUCUGAAGGCGGGGCCCCGCCUUGGGGAGGGUCGCGUGGAGGUUCUGAAAGAGGGCAAGUGGGGCACCGUGGCAGACCACCUGUGGGACAUCACCGACGCAAACAUUGUCUGCAGAGAGCUCGGAUUCGGAACGGCCAAGGAGGCCCUGACAAAUGCUCAGCUGGGAGAGGGUUCCGGUCCCAUCCACAUGAACAGUGUCCAGUGCACAGGCAGGGAGACGUCCCUAACAGAAUGUCCAUCCAAAGAUGUCCCCCUGUACACCAUCAAGCACAAGCAGGACGUGGCGGUCCGUUGCAACGUCCCCAACACUGGCACGCAGACCACAGUGAGGCUUGCUGGAGGCAGAGACAAAUCGGAGGGUCGCGUGGAGGUGUUGAUAGAGGUCGGAGGAGUGAAGCGCUGGGGCUCGGUCUGCAGCGAGAACUGGGGCAUCAACGAGGCCAUGGUGGUGUGCCGACAGCUUGGCUUGGGUUUCGCCUCCAGAGCUCACCAGGAGACUUGGUACUGGGCGGGCUCCAGUGAUGCACGCGAUGUCCUUCUCAGUGGAAGUCACUGCGUGGGCUCUGAGCUGUCCAUCCAGCAGUGUCGCAAGAACGCACACGUCUACUGUCCCAGAGGUGGCGAGGGCAGAGCCGCUGGAGUCACCUGCGUGGAGAGUGCUCCUGACCUGGUCGUGGAUGCCCAGCUGCUCCAGGAGUCAUCUUACCUGGAGGACAGGCCUCUUCACCUGCUCAGCUGUGCCAAUGAGGAGAACUGCCUCUCCUCGUCUGCUGCCAGGAUGAACUGGCCUUACGGACAUCGCCGACUGCUGAGGUUUUCCUCCCGUAUCUUGAACAAUGGCCGCGCUGAUUUCCAACCGCGAGCCUCCAGGGAGAAUUGGAUUUGGCAUCAGUGUCACAGGCACUACCACAGCAUCGAGGUGUUUACACACUACGAUUUGCUGACCCUCAAUGGAACCAGAGUGGCUGAGGGUCACAAAGCCAGUUUUUGCUUGGAGGACACCUACUGCCCCGAUGGUCUCCAGAAGCGCUAUUCCUGCUACAACAUGGGACAACAAGGCAUCUCAAUUGGCUGCUGGGAUACUUACCGCCAUGACAUUGACUGCCAGUGGAUCGACAUCACGGACGUGCGACCUGGUGAAUAUGUCUUCCAGGUGGAGGUCAACCCUUCUUUGGAUAUGGCUGAAUCUGAUUUCAAGAACAAUGUGAUCCGCUGUCGGUGUAAAUACGAUGGAGCGCGUGUUUACAUGUUCGGAUGCCAUGCAGGUGAUGCUUACAGCGCUGAUGUCGAGGACUUGUUUGACCACCAGCGUCAGAUCACCAACAACUUCCUGUGAAUGGAUGCUCACUCCAGUACAGGGACAGAAGAACCAUUCAAUUCCUCAGUACACCUCAACACAAGACAGAGAGGUUGAGCGACAAGAAGACAUGAGAGGGCGAGGGCAAGUUGCGAAGGGAAUCAUGAAUUUUUGGAACCUGGUGACUGUCUACCAGAGGCAGUUCAAGUCAAGAUGAUUAAAGGAGAAAUGUUGCCAAGUCGAAAAAAAAAAGAAAAGCGCACAUCAUCCAAAAUGUCGAUUAUUUCACUUUUUCGAACCAUUUGAAAUGAUUAAAUUCCAAAGUCGAAAUCAUCACAACAGUACAGAAGGACAUUAAGGCACCACAUUAACUGAUGGCAUUCACUUUCCAAUUGCAAAUGCAUUUUUUUUUUUACUGUUACAACUGUGUGCUUUUGGGUUUUGAAUGAGAAUAUUUUUUUUUUCACUCCAUGGUGCUAUUUUGCCUUAUUUGAAUAAAUAUUGUAAUGUAUUGCACAUGUAUUGUCAUGUACAGUUUUAUAUUACCUCUCUGGAACAAUGUUAGGGCUCUAAUUUAUGCAGAUUUUAUUGUACUUUUGAGUUGGCAUUGUCCAUGCGUGGCUGUGUUUUGUAUUGUUAAUUUUAUUAUGAGAGAUCAUUUACCUGUUUGUUCUUCACCUGUUUAACAGUGGUAACACCAGAUGAGACCUGGAGGCACCACAGUAGUGCGCCUUAAACAUUACUUAAAUGGUAGAGCAAGAAUAAACAUCACCAUGACAAA
Messenger RNA from Hippocampus comes (tiger tail seahorse), 3516 nucleotides. Its product is annotated as lysyl oxidase homolog 4-like. Gene Ontology annotation, molecular function: copper ion binding; protein-lysine 6-oxidase activity. Lineage: Eukaryota; Metazoa; Chordata; Actinopteri; Syngnathiformes; Syngnathidae. Gene Ontology annotation, cellular component: membrane. The coding region runs from base 108 to 2774 and encodes 888 amino acids. The record is from RefSeq and is a predicted model, not a curated record. The transcript is spliced from 15 exons. Gene Ontology annotation, biological process: peptidyl-lysine oxidation; collagen fibril organization.